This is a messenger RNA of Micromonas pusilla CCMP1545, 2310 nucleotides long. RefSeq lists its product as uncharacterized. NCBI's taxonomy places the organism in Eukaryota, Viridiplantae, Chlorophyta, Mamiellophyceae, Mamiellales, Mamiellaceae. The transcript is spliced from 2 exons. Gene Ontology annotation, cellular component: Golgi apparatus. The coding region runs from base 1 to 2310 and encodes 769 amino acids. The record is from RefSeq and is a predicted model, not a curated record.
AUGUCCGGGGACCCGCCGCCGCCGGUGCACCCCGGCGGCGCGACGGCCUCGCCGCCCGCGGCGCCCUCCGCGCCGUCGCCGCCCUCCGCCGCGCCGUCGUCGUGGCUGGACAACCUCCGCGCGACGGACUGGAGGGCGACGACGGGUCGGCUCGCGGAGGCGACCGCCAGCUUCGCGUCCACCGCGGGCGAGAAGCUCGCGCCGCUGGCGUCGUCCGUCGCGGACGGCGCGCGCGAGAUCCGCGACGGCGCCGGCGCCGCGCUCGCGGCGGGCGCCGCGGACGCCGCGGCCGCGCUGAAGGCGGACGCGGACCGCGCGGCGAACCUCGAGCCCCGGCGCGGAGGAGGAGGAGGAUCCGGAGGAUCCGCCGCGGACCAUCGAGGCUCCUCCGGAUUCAAGCCCGCGAGCGCGAUGCCGUCCGGCGACGCGCCCUUCGUGCGCAUCCCGAUGUCCAGCGCGAUCAAGCUCAAGCUCCUGGACAAGCACGAUCUCGUCGCGCUCGACGCGAAGCACGCGGAGGAGAUGGCGGAGAUGCACGCGGAGAUCUACGCGCUGCGCGCGGUGGCGACGCGCGCGAUGGGGGGAGACGCGGGCGCGGUGGACGAGCUCGUGGGAUCGGAGAGAGACGCCGCGAGCGCCGCGCUGAGGACGGCGGACGACGGCGUCGCGCGCGUGAUGCUCGUCGCCGCGAACGCGCGGUUGAAGGAGGCGGUGGGAAGGGCGACGCGGUUGGAAGAGGAGCUGGCGCGUUCCGCGGCGAGGAGGGGGAGGGCGGCAUCCCGGGAGGAGGAGGAGGAGGAGGAGGAAGACGCCGCGGCGACGGCGGCGGGAGACGGCGGUCGCGCGGUGACGCUGGUCGUCAACGUCCUCGGCGACGCGCCGUCUUCCUCCUCCCCGUCCCCGUCCCCGUCCGCCGCCGCGUCCGGUGACAAGAAGGACGAGGUCGUCGCGAAGCUCAAGAAGCGCAUCGCGCACCUCGAGAGCGACUUCAAACGACGCAAGGCGCUCGAGGACUCCAGGUUGGAAGAAUACGGAAACCUCAUCCGCGCGGACGCCGCGGCGAAGACGAAAGCCGCGGUGACGGAGGCGACCGACGCGGGGAAUCUCCGCGUCGCGAAGCUUGAGACCGCGCUCGGGGACGCGACGCGCGCCGCCGAACGCGCGCGCGCCGAGGCGGCCGCGAUCGAAGAAGACGCCAAGGCGAGGGAACGCCGCGCCGACGCGAAAGUCGCGGCGGUGGAAUACGCGCGCGAGGAGACGCGAUCGAAAGCCGAGGAGCUGAAGCGACGGCUGGACAUCGCGAACGACGCGCUCGCGGACGCGGAGAUGCGCGCGGAAGAGGCGGAGGCCGCGACGGAGGCGUACAAGCACGAGAUGGCGCUCGAGGUGGAGGCGGAGGAAGGCGCAGGGGGGGACGAGGGCGGCGGCGGCGGCGGCGGCGGCGGCGGCGGCGCGAAGGACCUCGCGAAGGACCGCGCGCGUCUCGCCGCGUCCCUCGACGCGGCGACGGCGCGCGGCGACGAGCUCGCGGCCGCGCUCGACCUCGAGCGGAACAAGACCGCGUGGCUGGAGGAUGAGCUCGAGCGCGCCGCGAGAGGGUCCGAGGCGACCGCUUCCGCGUCGGCGUCGGCGUCGGCGUCGUCGGCGUCGUCGGCGGCUGCGGCGGAGAAGGAGAGAAAAAAAGCCGAGACGGCGGCGUUGCUGUCGACGUCGCGCGGGUCCGGGUCGUCGUCUGCCGCCGACGUCGAGCGGCUCGCGAAGCUCGCGAGCGACGGCGAGCGCGCGAGCGCGGUGUGCGCCGCGCUCGAGGCUGACCUGGCGCGCUCGAAAGAGGCCGCCGCGAAGGCGAAGGCGUCUCUGGCGGACGCGACGAGUGCGCUCAAGGCGGAGAGAGACGACGGCGAGAGAACGCGCGAGAGGGCGCGCGCGCUGCUCGAGGAGAAAGACGUCGAGAUCGACGCGCUGCGACGGAAGCUCCGCGGAGGAGGCGAGGAGAGCGACGCCACUGGUGACGACGCGGCGCCCGGCGGCCGAUCGGCGCGCGCCGCGGCGACCGCGACGACGCUGUCCCCCGAGGACUUUCUGUACCUCAGAUCCGUCGUUCUCAAAUUCGUCGAGGCGCCGAGUUGGGACGCGCAGCAGUCGUUGUUGCCCGUGCUCGCGGCGGUCAUGAAGCUCGCGCCGGACGAGAACCGACGGAUGAUCGCGUCGCGCGCGGCGAACGAGCCGACGGAGGUGUACGUCGCGCGCGCCGCGCCGGAGACGGCGAACAGUCUGUCGGAGAUGAUGGGCCUCGGGAAGUUUUUCUAG